UGCCCUCAAAGCUUGUGCUGUUAAUUUAGACAACGUUGCACUAAUUGCCUUCCCUGAAAUCAGCGGUAACGGAACAGAGGUAUUCUAUAAUUCUCUACAAUCAAUAAUACUGGACAUACUACGUGAGGAAAUGACGUGCAGUAAUAUCGAGAUUACACAGGCUGUUGUAGCUAAACUCAAGGCAAUGGCAUCAACAUGGCGUCCGGGCAAGCAAUGUCUUGCAUAUAACAUUGGUACAUUAAUGUACACAACGUCUGGGAGGAGUUUUAGUUCGGUUGGCUAUGUUGAAAUAAAUGGAAACGUUGUAGUAACGGCGGAUAUAUUUCCGAACUCGAAAUUUGGAUACAACAAGCGUCAUUUCAAGAUUUCAACCUUACCGUAUUCUCCGUUUAUCAUCAAGAAAAUUAGAAAUGGAACACACUAUUAUACUGGACUUUGCAUGGAUCUUUUAACAGAACUUUCAAACAAACUAAACUUCACGUGA
This is a messenger RNA of Ruditapes philippinarum (Manila clam), 484 nucleotides long. RefSeq lists its product as uncharacterized. The transcript is spliced from 4 exons. Bases 131 to 484 code for a protein of 117 amino acids. NCBI's taxonomy places the organism in Eukaryota, Metazoa, Mollusca, Bivalvia, Venerida, Veneridae. The record is from RefSeq and is a predicted model, not a curated record.